ACUUCGCCGACGUGUCCCAAUUAUCAGUGUGUAAAAAACAUGAGUUUCUACGCUAGUAUGGUGGUGCAUAACAAAACCACUUAUUUAAGAGACCCCAAUCAGCAUGGUCGUUGGAUAGACGUGGGCUCAAAGAGAUACGUCUUUAGUCUGUCAGCAAAUAAGAAGAAUUUCACUGAGUCUCUGUCCGCAUGCUGCUCCAUUGGAAUGAAGCUAAUCAGUCUGCAUCAGGAUUUCCUGUUUGACACUUUAAUUAAUGCUUCAUCAGCUUUAAACGAGACGAGAAACAACGUGUUCUGGACUUCGGCAACGGAUGCGGGGUGUGCUGGGUACCUAGGCUACUGCUCUACAAACCAUCUCAUUCGAAAUGAAGCAAAGUGGGCCUCUGGUCAACCUGAUAACACUAACGGAACCAAACACUGCGUUGCCGUGGAAGUUACUCAAAGUUCAUCUUAUCUUUUCAUGGAGGACUGUAACAAAAAUUUGCAAUACGCUUGUGAGGGACGCAGCAAAAUGGGUUCCCUUUCGGGAAUAGUAGAGGAAGAGUGUCGCAUACCUUACCGCUUAUCCAAAGAAGAAACGAAUAAAUCGCUUUCUAGCCAGCCGCAGAGUAUGAAUGAAAAGUGCUUUAUCAAAUGUUUUGGCGAAGGAAUGGGACUGUACGUAAAUGGCAAGCUUAAGGAGGAACUUAUUUACGCGCAAAUUCCAAUAAUUGCUGCAAAUGACGAUCAAAAGUUAAUGGAAUCAUACACAGUGAUGGAGAUGUGCACCAACAUGACAAAGGGGAUGGAUGAGUGCAAUCAAGCAGCCGAGCUGCUCAAAUGUGGCCAGGAAAAUGCUCCAGUGGCGCUUGCUUCUCUUAUGAACAAUUUGGAAGCCCUCGCGAUUGAAUUUCCGGUACCUCUACCGUCCUCUACAGCUGUUUGUCCAAAUAAUUACAUAUGCAAUGUCAAUGAGGAACUCAAAAUCAGUUUUGAUUUGAAAAAAGACGGCGAUGUAUUGAUUACAAAUUUUGGCAGUGGAACAGUUAAGCACAUAUGCAACAAAAAAUAUUAUAUAGUGGAUUUUCCUCAAAUAACAACAAUUAUCAACGCACUUGAGAAUUGUUGCUUAUUGGGACUGCGACUUGCAACUAUUGAUACAAAAUCAGAGCAUGAUUGCUUGGUUGCUAACAAUAUAACAACUAGUAGCAAUCUAGUUGCAGCCUCUAUGCUUGGAAACAUAGGCCACCCGAUAUGGUGCUUUUCCGACAAACCCUUUAAUGCCACGUGGUUCAAUACAGAUUUGGUGACGAGCGAACCCAAUCCUGCAAGGUUCACAGUCAAUUUAGCUUUAAAUCAGCGAAAUUCAAUCGCUAGAAGUUGGUCGGAUGAUCUAGCACGAGCAAUUUGUCAGUCUGUUUAG
This is a messenger RNA of Neocloeon triangulifer, 1401 nucleotides long. RefSeq lists its product as uncharacterized. Bases 40 to 1401 code for a protein of 453 amino acids. The record is from RefSeq and is a predicted model, not a curated record. Gene Ontology annotation, molecular function: odorant binding. NCBI's taxonomy places the organism in Eukaryota, Metazoa, Arthropoda, Insecta, Ephemeroptera, Baetidae. The transcript has 15 exons.